Molecule: messenger RNA, 2413 nt
Organism: Chionomys nivalis (European snow vole)
Lineage: Eukaryota; Metazoa; Chordata; Mammalia; Rodentia; Cricetidae
Gene: Tfb2m
Product: transcription factor B2, mitochondrial
Exons: 8
Coding region: 161-1354 (397 amino acids)
Biological process (GO): transcription initiation at mitochondrial promoter; rRNA methylation
Cellular component (GO): mitochondrial matrix
Molecular function (GO): rRNA (adenine-N6,N6-)-dimethyltransferase activity; mitochondrial transcription factor activity
Source: RefSeq, a predicted model, not a curated record
GUGAAGAAAGGGCUGAUGCUCCGGCGUUCGCAUGCGCCGUGUGUAGUGUUUUCUUCCGCCCGGCCUGGUGUGGCGGUGUGUUGUUGCACGUGGUAUGGCGUGCUCCUUGUUCUUCGCAGAAGCUGCCCUAACUGGUGGUUGUGGCGGACGAUAGAGGAGGAUGUGGGGCGCGGCGAUGGGGCUGCCUCCGCGGCUGGCGCUGUCAGUGCUGGCUGGUCCCGGUCGCUCUUGCAUUCUGGGGUCUGGAGCUGCGACGCGGAAGGACUGGCAAGCGAGGAACCGUCGUGACUUCUCUGACUUCUACCUGCAGCCGUUAUUUGAUCCUGAUUUAGAGGAGUCACCCUUUUAUCCAUCCAAGGGUCGAUCCGAGCCUACGCGUCACGUAGCAAAUAAGAAAUUGGCCAGGAACCUGGCACGACACCUGCUGGGGUUCCAAAAACCAUCCCGUCAACUUAUACUAGAGUGCAACCCAGGUUCUGGAGUCCUGACUGAGGCAUUACUUAGAGCCGGUGCUAGAGUGGUUGCCUUUGAAAGUGAAAAGUCUUUUAUUCCACAUUUAAAGUCCUUAAGGAAGUAUAUGGAAGGAGAGCUGCGAGCGGUUCACUGUGACUUCUUUAAGAUGGAUCCUAGACAUCAGGAAAUAAUAAAACCGGAAUACAGCUCACAGGUCAUUUUUCAGGAUUUGGGAAUAAAAGCGGUUCCUUGGACAGCAGGUGUUCCUAUAAAAGUAUUUGGAAUCCUACCUAAUAAAUACGAAAGACGAAUACUUUGGAAAACUCUGUUCGAUCUGUAUUCCUGUGACUCUAUAUUCAGAUAUGGACGAAUAGACCUGAAUCUGUUUGUUACGGAAAAAGAAUUUCAGAAACUGAUAGCAACUCCUAAAAGGCCAGAUUUAUACCAGGUAUUGAGUGUGCUUUGGCAAGUGGCUUGUGAAAUUAAGUUUAUUCACAUGGAACCUUGGUCGUCGUUUAGUGUAUAUACUGAAAAUGGGCACUUAGAGAAGACAAAGCUUAGGGAAUCAUUAAAAUCAAUGAAACAAAAUAUGUAUUUGAUUCAAAUGACUCCUCGUAAAGGUUUAUUUACAGAAAACUUAAGUCCGUUGAAUUAUGAUAUAUUUUUCCACAUGGUAAAGCACUGCUUUGGGAAGCGCAGUGCCCCAAUAAUACAACAUUUACGUUCACUGAGCACAGUUGAGCCAAUUGAUGUACUGAGGCAGGUGAGACUAAGCCCUGGAGCGACAGUUCUUCAAAUGUAUCCUCAAGACUUCAAAAGACUGUUUGAAACUAUAGAGAGUUCCGAGGACUCUAUCUUUAAAUGGAUCUACGAUGACAGCUUGGAGGACAUUCAGGUCUAGGCAAACAGUCUACAAGCCAUGAACUGUAGCUGCUUAUCUAUUUAUUUGGAAAUUAUGAGACAAAUGAAAACUGAAUUUUAAGAAGUUAACGCCCUUUCAACAGAAGAGAAAUUAUCCUCGGCUGGCACAGAUGGGGCUGGUACUUUCUUCUGAAGUUGAUAUCUUUUGACACACUGGAAAAGACAGUGGCUGUGGUUUUAUUCAAAACUGAAUAAAAUAUAAAGUUAUCAGUUUGAUCAGAUCAAUUUUUUUAAAAAAAAAUUUACUAUCUGCAGUAGAUCAGUGGUAGAACACAUACCUAAUGUGUCCAAGGUUCUGGUUUUACAUUACUCUCUGCUGUAGAUCAAUGGUAGAACACAUACCUUAUAUUCUAAGUUGCGUUUUGUUGGUCUAUUUUAUCACAGCAACAGAAUGAAAUUAGGGCAGGUUUCUUAUCUGUCUGCCUUAGAACUAUGACAUCCCGAACAACUUAAAGAAAUUUGAAGACAUUAAAAAGAUGAAGAGAUGGCUCAGUGGUUAAGAGCACUGACUGCUCUUCCAGAAUUCCCAACAAUCACAUGGUGGCUCACAACCAUCUAUAACAUCUAUUAAUAUGUCCAAGGCUCUGGUUUGGCUUCCUAGCACAGGAAAUUUAAAAAAAAAAAUCUGUUUACUGAAUACUUUAGUAGGUACGGGGUAUUCCAAGUUGUAAUUUAAUUUCCUCUCUUUAAAAAGUCUUUUGGCCAAACAUCUUUAAAUAUCACAAUUUUUACCACUGCCAAUUGCUUGCAUUUUUCCAGUUUCUGUGCUGUAAAGCUUAGAAAAGGAACUGAUUUGACCAGGCGAUGUGGUCUUGGAACUUGGAAGGUAGCAGAUCCAUCAGUUCAGUGCCAGUGUGAAGUAAGGAUGAAUGUGAGGCCCCUUUGGCUAAUAAGAGACCCUGUCAAACAAAACAGUAUAAACUUGUUUCAGAAAGGGAUGAGUUUAUCUUUCUGUCUGUUGUAAUGGAUUAUCAGGUACUAUACAAUGUAAUUGUUUAAAUUUUAGUAUGUUUUAAACUUUUUUAGAAAUAAAAAGGUU